Molecule: messenger RNA, 1292 nt
Organism: Lotus japonicus
Lineage: Eukaryota; Viridiplantae; Streptophyta; Magnoliopsida; Fabales; Fabaceae
Product: homeobox-leucine zipper protein ATHB-6-like
Exons: 3
Coding region: 430-1203 (257 amino acids)
Biological process (GO): positive regulation of DNA-templated transcription
Cellular component (GO): nucleus
Molecular function (GO): DNA-binding transcription factor activity, RNA polymerase II-specific; sequence-specific DNA binding
Source: RefSeq, a predicted model, not a curated record
GGACUCAUGCAUCUGAAUGAAGUAAUGAACAGCUCACCAUGAAGCUGGCUAGGAGGCAGGAGCAGUGACCCAGUGUCUCUCUGAAUCUGUGUCUCUUUUGAUUAGAUAAUGAUUAGUUAGAUAAAAGUGUUGAUUGCUUUUCACACCUGUCCUCUCUUGUUUUUCUUGCUGGAUUCACCUUCUCUUGUGAUUUGUUUGGUUACAUGGGAAUUCACCCUGUGGUAAAAAAUGAGAAUAUAAAACCAACUGUUUCUAGGUCUUGAAAGCAUCAACAGAACAGGAUUAUUAAGCAAGCAGUUUUUUUUAUCAUCUCAACUCACUCUGUUUCCCCAAGCUGGUUUUGUUUCCUACCUUGGUGCUCUGUAUCUCUCUGCCUAUUAUAAAGCACAAAGUGGAGGAUCUGCUUUUCUGUCUCUUUUGUUCUCAGUAAUGAAGAGGCUAAAUAACUCAGAUACCAUGGCUACUUUGGUUUCCAAGUUCCCAUCAAAAGCAUAUGCAGGGGUGAAACAGAGGAAUGAAACUCAAGGUUACAGUGAAGAAUUUCAGGCAAUGCUAGAUAGAUUGGACCAAGAAGACAGUUAUGAAGAUGUUAGCUUGGUCUUGGAGAAGAAAAGGAGACUCAGAUUUGAUCAGGUUAAAGCCUUAGAGAGGAGCUUUGAAUUGGACAACAAGCUUGAGCCAGAGUACAAGGUGAAGCUAGCAGAAGAACUUGGAUUGCAACCAAAACAGGUUGCUAUAUGGUUCCAGAAUCGUCGAGCUCGUUGGAAAACCAAGCAAUUGGAGAGAGAUUAUGGCAUUCUGAAGUCCAACUUUGAUCAUCUCAAGGUUGAGUAUAGUAAUCUUAAGCAAGAGAAUGAGGCUCUUACUAUGAAGGUGAGAGAGUUGAAGGCAAAGUUGAUUAGAGUUGAAAGCAAUGAGUCAGAGAAAGAUGAAUCUCCCAAUUCAGAGGUUAGAGACAGAGGAGCUUCAGAGAGCAAUUCAUGUGGUAUGCUUAAGGAGGAAAGCAAUGUUGAAUCUCCUUUGUGUUUCAAUGGAUCUUUUCCAAGUUCAAGUCCAGUGAAAAAUUGGCUUCAUCAAUCUGAUUCAAAGGGGUCUCCUGAUAGAACAUUUCAGAAUCACUUAAUGAGAAUGGAGGAGCAGAGUUUCUAUAGCAUCAAUGAAUUCUAUAGUUUCUUUUCAGUUGAUCAAUGCCCUACUCUGUAGUAGAUUGGAUGGAUCAUUUUGGAGCAAUGCUACUAGCCUACUAUCUAAGUUUUCAUAAUUGAAAUCUGAUGGGAAAUUUCUUGGUUACA